Porites evermanni is the source of this 3131-nucleotide messenger RNA. The record is from the annotation of a GenBank genome assembly. NCBI's taxonomy places the organism in Eukaryota, Metazoa, Cnidaria, Anthozoa, Scleractinia, Poritidae.
AUGGCGUCCAGUUACGUGAAAAGGGUAAGCAAAUAUAAAUAAGUCUAGGAACUUUCUUGUUUUGAUUUAUUAUUACAAAAGUAACAGACGAAAACUUGUUAGAAAAAAGAUAUUUACGUUCAUUCAUUUGUUGAAAAGGGGAAAAUUUCUUCAAUUUUAUGAGCAAGCUUAAAAGCCAAGCCUGAUGAUCGGGGAUGCAGGAUGAAAUACUGUAUAUUUCAUUUGCAUUGGCUUACAAAAUUAUUUUGCAGCUGGUGGGCAGAGUGUGAAAAGUCUGGGAUCGCAGUCUCUUACUAAGGCAUUUUGUAGUGCAUAAACUUACAGUUAAAUAACCUUAAUUUUUCAGACAACUGCUUUAGUUGGAUUAACAGUUGCUAAAGCACCAAGAAAGGUAUGAAUAAAAUCUCAAUAAUCUAUCAUGAAUUAAAUGCUCAUGGGUUAGUCUCAGGAGCAGCGUAUACUGAUCAUUCUCCGUAGAAAUACCCAAACCAUGUAAAAUAACUUAUUAAUUUCAUGCAAAAAAAUAUAAAAAUAUUAUUUACUAUUAUUACUUACUGUGUGUCUAUUUCAAAGUCAAAGAAGUGUUCUCUAAGGGACAGUUAAAUGUACAGUGUAGGACUGUUCGAUUUGAUGUGUAAUUCUUUACUUACUUCUUCUGUUUUAAAAGACUCUUACAAAACUGUAUAAAGAUACCUUGGAGGUUCUUGGAAGUAUGCCAAAAAGUGCUCAGUACCGAAUACAUGCAGAACAAAUCACUAAACAGAGACUAGGUCUUGUGGAACAGGUGAGUGUAAGUUAAACAUUUGACUUUUGCAUCUUGCUCUGGUGGCUUUAACACUACAGUUGUAUACUCAGUGUUGUCAAAAGUAGCCAGCUACUGACAAAAAUCGCCGCCUACUUGGUCAGUAUCGGCCAGCUACUUUGCUUGGCAUUUCUUUACAGAUGGCAUGUUCUAAAUAAGAUAUCCCUGGACUGGCCACUUACUUUGACAACUCAGCUAUCUACUUGAAAACUUUCCGACAACGGUGGUGUUAAAGUAAAGUUUUCUGAAGAUGUUCUAAGCUUAUCCUAACCAAGCUACAUUUCAGUUUUCCUUUUCUUAGUCUUAAGUCAGGUUAUCAGUGGUUUCAAAUAUUCAAUCCUGUUACCAGUGGUCUACUACCCCCUAUAGGGCCCUCCUACUGACUUGUUACCCUGUGAUUUACUGGUCCUUUUUUAGGUUCAUGUUGCUCACCUUACAACAAAUACUAUUAUUGUCUUGUUUUGUUGAUGUUUCUUCAUUGUUACGCGUCAUUAAGAUCAAGCUGUCAAAAGAAGGGUGUACCUGAUAAGGAAGUUAAACUCCAAUAGGCCAUUUCCGAGUUCACCUGGGCCUCUGUAUCAAAACGAGGCUAAGUGCUCAGUCUUUGAUAUGAAAAUGAUUUUUCAUUCUCAUGCAAAUAAAACACAUUUUCACGAGAAAGGUUGCGCACUUGGCCUCAUUUUGAAAGUGAGGGUUUUUGGACCCCGGAAGUGGCCUAUUUAAAGGGGCCAAGUUUUUAACUGUUAUCUGUGGCUUGUGGUCUUUGCUGUUGACAAAAAAUGAUUACCCAUUAGUUGUGUAUUUGUCAUUAGGAGAGCGACAUACCUACACUGGAAAACAAACUUGGAGCUGGUCAAAUUGAAGAAGUAAUUAAACAGGUAUUGGAUUUGGAGGUCUCUUUAGAACACUGAUGUAACUGACACCACUUAUCUUGCAGCCUGUUUAACAGAAAUAUGCUUACAUUAUCAUUGUUUUCAAUAAGAGUGCACCAAAUUUGCAUUUUGUGUAAUUAAUAAUAAUAAUAAUAAUAAGAUAUUUAUUUUUUAUUUUAAGUAUAUACAUAUUCUAAAGUGCUAAUAAAAGCUGACAAACACCAACACAUAACAAACAACUUACUCACAGAGGAAAUGAAAAUAAAACACUGCAAUCACUGUACAUGAGUAGACCAUUGCAUUAAGAGGUCAUGGGACAUCAUCUUCAUGAAAAUGAAAGCUGCCUGAUUUUGCCUUUGAAAAACGAUUAGAGGGUCAUAUCUGAAACAAAAUAAUAAUGAUUUGGCUUUUCAAACCUGCACUAUUUUCUUAAAACAAGUAAGUUUGUAGCUGAUCACGUAACCAAAAUGUGAUUUUUAAAAUUAUGAAUUACCUCUUUCUGAACACAAAUUUUACACUUAAACUUAAAGGAAAAUGUUGAAAGAUGAUGUGGUAACGUUUACAGCACAUCUGAGCAUAAAUAUCAAAGGUUUAACAACAUACAAGCAAAAAGUAGUUUUGGCCGCCAUGUUGGAUGGCGAGAGUAUGCCCUCCAACAUGGCGGCCAAUACAAAUCAUACUACUUUGUUGAAAAAUCAAAGUGCCAUAAAAUGUCUCCCUUAAAUACGUUCCCUCUUAAAUUUUGGAUGUAAGAUAAUUUUUAUGUGCUCUAUCAAUUUUUGGCAUCAUCAAGAUUCCAACUCAUUGUUUAAAGGAAGCAUUGGUUAGGUGAUCUCUUAGUGCAAGGGGCCUAUUGCUUCAUUGGGCAAAUGCCAAAGGAAAUAAAAAGGUCUUUAGAGCCUGAUAGCUCAAGGAAGAGUGUUCCACAGUGAGGGGCCAAGAUGAGCGAAGGCCCUGUCUCCAAGGGUCUUGCACUUUGUUUUGGAGACCUUUAAUUCCUUGCUGGUAAUGGAUCUUAAACUGUACGAAGCACCCUCCUUGAAACUAGAAGCUUCUUCACGUAGACAAGGACAACACCAAAGAGAUCUUGGUGGAUGUAUCCUUGAGAACUUCAACAUUUCAUUUUAGUUCUUUUAAAACUACAUGUACCUUUUUACCCAAGUUGGAAAGUUCACCAGGUUAUCAACAGAAUCACUCACAGUCCUAAGUUGUUCCAAGUUCACUAAUUGUCUCUUAUUUUUCAUUGGCAUUUUCAUUCUGGAGCUGAACAUUAACUAUGCCUUGUUUAUCACUGUUUUGUUGUAUCAAAAUAGUAGUCAUAGAGGUUUUUUAAUUGUGCUGCUAUUUUAUAUAUUUAGGCAGAAGAUGAGUUGUCUUUAGCUAAGAAAAUGCAAGAUUGGCAGCCAUGGGAAGCCUUACAAAGCCCCCCUCCUGAAAACCAGUGGACAUGGCCAUAA